UAACCAGGUCUGCAAUUCGACUGCUGCUUAAACUGACUAGAUUGUUGGAGAAUGUCUGCGUGCACGUCUGUUGCCGACGCCGGACCUGAUGUUCGUCAUCUUCUUUGGAGAGAUUGAAGUGCGAGGUAGUACAGCCGUGCAAAUACCAUAGAAUGACAGCUUGAUCUGCAGUGGUAUCGGUCAUACUUUAAGCAUUGCAACUUGGAUGUAAACGCAACUCUUGAAACGGAACUGGUCACGCUGUCCCGAGAGCUUUGACAAUCAGAAAUUUUCUUUUCUGUGAGAAAAAAGAGCCGUACUCAGACACAACAAACACAACGUACAUGGAGAAAUUCUACCAACCAUAUUCUACACAGUCACCCCGGCGAUGGUCAAGGAACACAAUGAGUGAUGAAGAGGAGGUGAUUUUUAAAAUGAGCGACAAUGAAGCUUCCAAUUUUCGGUUACAUCGGAGAUCAUCCAGUAGCUCUUCAAGCUCACAGAAGAUGUGUAUAGACUCUGACGACAAAGGACGAGCAAAUAAUCUCAGGUGGAGACAAGCUCCUCCAUCCCCUUUGGCUGAUUAUAUAGAUAAAAGUGCUCAAAUUCGGAGGCCAUCGAUGAUACGAUGUCAUUCAGACACACAAAUCUCAUUCAGCUCCGUACCAACUACAAGUUCCACAAACAAUAGCAGCGAAGAUGCAAUGUCUGAAAUCGGUAGCAUAGACGGAUCUUCUACAGUAGGGCCAACAUCACGAAGGAAAUCAUAUUCAGCGGGUUCUCAUUCUCCAAUACCGAAUACAUUUGGUACAGAUAGGGAGAGAAGUACGGGAGGCGGACCUGAGCGAAGAAGCGUUACACGAAGAGGAUCAUUGCUGCCAAAAGGCCGGCAACUUGCGAGGAUCAUGAACCAGUUAGAGGAAGAAACUCGAUCUGCUGAUUUCGACAUACAACACGAGAAAGAAAUAACGCAGAAUCUACGAAAAUCAUCGAUUGUAGAAAUGGAUAACAACAAAAACGAGUUUACGGUACCAGCAGCCGCGUGGGCAAGAGCAAAGGAAAUUGAAGGUUCCCCCACGAUGUCACCAUACCAAUGUUCGAAGCUUAACCCAGAAAUAGAGAUGACGUUAUUACAAUAUGACGCGCUCCCCUCUCCGACCAACCAAAGUCUUCGUCAUAUCAAGCGUAAAGCGUCGGAGGACAGAUUUGAACAAUAUCAAGUCAGUGGCAGUAAUUUCAAACGACGAGCAGUAUCCCCGUCCGUAUCACUAACGGGAUCACCUGUGCUGUCGGGAAUCUCCAGUCCCCCGGCCACAUUUAUGAUGUAUGGUACCAGCCCCACAAAUACAAGUGCCAAUGCCGCUGCUCGAGUACAACAACGAACCAACCAACUUCCCAGUCAUCAUUUCAAUCUGCAUGAUGCUAGUGGUGGCCUUAGCAAAAUGUCGCUUGGUGAAGAGUAAAAAAAACCUGUAAAUAAAGUCCUCGAUGAAGAGAAAAAAUUGUGAGGUGUAACCUGUGGGGGUCCUGCUGGAAAUGGUUGGGAAUCGCGGGUGAUAUUUUGAAAGGCCGCCCC
Messenger RNA from Umbelopsis ramanniana AG, 1555 nucleotides. RefSeq lists its product as uncharacterized. The transcript has 6 exons. The record is from RefSeq and is a predicted model, not a curated record. The coding region runs from base 324 to 1442 and encodes 372 amino acids. Gene Ontology annotation, cellular component: site of double-strand break. NCBI's taxonomy places the organism in Eukaryota, Fungi, Mucoromycota, Umbelopsidomycetes, Umbelopsidales, Umbelopsidaceae.